Messenger RNA from Glycine soja, 2095 nucleotides. RefSeq lists its product as uncharacterized. The record is from RefSeq and is a predicted model, not a curated record. The coding region runs from base 266 to 850 and encodes 194 amino acids. The transcript has a single exon. NCBI's taxonomy places the organism in Eukaryota, Viridiplantae, Streptophyta, Magnoliopsida, Fabales, Fabaceae.
ACACAGUAACAUCAAAUCCAAAGCAUCCUCUCUUCUUUUAUCCGCUCACACAUUUCAAUUCAUCAAUCAAUUUGCAGCAUCCUAAUCUCGCUCAGAUUUUCUCCAGAAAAGGGAAAAUAAAUAAAAAAGAGAAUAAUAAUAAUAUCUUUUGUAAUUCGCAAAACGUGAUCGACGCUGGCGCAAAUUGAAAUUAGGAAUUAGGGUUAGGGUUUUCAUUAUCUUCGCCCGGAAAAGAAAGGGGGGAAGAAGAAAGAACCGUUCCUUUAUGAUCGAAAAGGUGCCUUUGGUCAUCAUCGCGGUGUUAAUCUUGGUGGUGCAAUCCUCUGCAGCGUUCCACGGUAUAAACAGAAUCAUGAAGGUCCACCCUGUUCCUCGAAAACGCAACAUCUCAAUCCAAUUUGGCGGCGACGGGGGCAACCCGAUGUCGGAGGCUCAGGCGCUGUUGGGGAUCGCCGGGAAGAAGCUCCGGCGACUACCGCACGUGUUCAGCUGCGUGCUGGAGCUGCCCUUCCGCUCCGACGCCGACGUUGCGGUGGAGGAAGCCCCCGACUGCUUCCGCUUUGUGGCGGAGACCGAUGGAAUCGGCGACGUGAGGGCGCACACGGUGGAAAUCCACCCUGGCGUGACGAAGAUCGUGGUGAGGGACGGCGGCUCGGUGGAGCUCUCGCUCGACCAGCUGGAGCUCGAUAUGUGGAGGUUCCGGUUGCCGGAAUCGACUCGGCCGGAGCUCGCCAGCGCGGUGUUCGUCGACGGCGAGCUCAUCGUCACGGUGCCGAAGGGGCACGAAGAGGAGAAUGAUGGGGAUGGUGAUAGAGGUAUGGGUGGAGGUAGACUUGUGCUUGUACAGUAGUGAUGAAUGAAUGAAUGAGUGGGUGAGGUAAUGAAUGAUUCUUUUGUUAACGCCUUGUGGCCUUUCCAAACGUGGCCUUGUUAGUAUGUCGGUUAGAUUUCAGGUUGUUGUUGGAACUAGUUUCUCUGUGAAUUUUAUUGUUGCUAUUGUUCAGUCAGGAACAAAAAUGUUUUAUCUGGAUUCUGGAGAAUGGUUUAUUCAUCAUGGCAAUGGCAAUGGCAAUUAUCCAAAAUAGGUGUAACUGAGGCGUGUUUCGAUUUUCAUUUCUUCUCAUUUUGUGUGUUUGCUCUUUUUUAUUACACAACGUAGGUAACUCUGGAUAUGAAAUUGAUAAACAUGUGGCAGUUGUGUGCCUUGUUGGCUUAAGGUGGCACAUAUCUUAGGGAGGAAUCUUUUGUCUUGGGUCUGAAAGAUUGUCUUGAUGUUAUAUUAGUUUGGAUUGUGGAUGAUUAGUGACAUCAAUUUAGUCCUAAAAGAUGGAAUGAUAUUAGUUCACACAAUAAGAGAAAAAAAUGACAUCAAUUAAGUCUCUUGAUCACGUGGCUACUAAGGAUGAUUUUGGGGUUACUUUAUUUGAUUAUGGGAUCACAUUAUAUCUCUCAAGGAUCAAAGUAAUGUCAACCCAGUCUUUUAGGAACUAAAAUUAAUGUUUACUCAGAACGUUGAAAAUUGAUAUUUGAAGGGGGUAACCGUCUAACCGAGGCAUUUAAAGUGUGACCUUUAAAUGGGGGAAGAAAUACAGAAAGAAGAGGAGGGAGGAAUGGAGGAGGAUAUUCUGAUAUUUUUCUUCCUUCCAAAUUGUUUGCUAAAUCAACAUAUUCCUUUCAAAUCUGUACUCUAAAUUGUUUAUUAUCUUGAAAAGUAUGUGGACCUACUCAAAGGGAUCGGACUUUGCAAAUUUGAGAUUAUCUGGGGGUGGGGGGCUCAAAGAAAAGCUUGGCUGAUGUAACAAGUGAUUGAGAGAAACAAAGGGAGAUUUUUAAGUAGGAGGAAGGGAGUUUAGGGAAUUUUUACACAAGAAAAAAGAUUCCAGAAGAGAAGAGGCUAGCUGAAGUUGACAGAAAGCUAAAAGAGAGAGGGAUAGAGAGAAAAUCCUGGAAUCCUUGUAGCUGGUAUUCAUUGACAUUUGACACUGGUAGAAGGUUUUGUUAGGUAAAAUUUCUAUUUCAUUUUUGUAAGAGAACUGAGCAGUUGGGAUAAUGUAUUCAUUGUUCAACUUCUACUUGCUACUUUUAUGAUUUUCCA